Molecule: messenger RNA, 1356 nt
Organism: Trichophyton verrucosum HKI 0517
Lineage: Eukaryota; Fungi; Ascomycota; Eurotiomycetes; Onygenales; Arthrodermataceae
Exons: 4
Coding region: 1-1356 (451 amino acids)
Biological process (GO): amino acid catabolic process; carbohydrate catabolic process
Molecular function (GO): L-fuconate dehydratase activity; magnesium ion binding
Source: RefSeq, a predicted model, not a curated record
AUGAAGAUCACGGGCUUCACUUCGCACGAUGUGCGCUUCCCUACAUCGCUGGACAACACUGGCUCUGAUGCUAUGAAUGCAGCUACUGACUACUCGGCCGCCUACUGCGUGCUACAGACUGACUCGACCCACACAGGUCAUGGCAUGACUUUUACCAUCGGCCGAGGUAAUGAGAUUGUUUGCACGGCCAUUGAUGCGCUGGCAACACUACUGGUUGGAAAAGAGCUCGAAUCUCUAACCGCUGAUUGGGGCAAGACAUGGCGCUAUCUGGUGUCUGACAGCCAGCUAAGAUGGAUCGGCCCUGAAAAGGGCGUCAUCCACCUUGCGCUCGGAGCCAUCGUCAACGCUCUGUGGGAUCUAUGGGCAAAGACCCUCAACAAGCCUGUCUGGAGAGUUGUCGCGGACAUGACGCCCGAAGAAGUGGUGACAUGCAUUGACUUUAGAUACAUUACUGACGCCCUUACACCUGAGGAAGCCAUCAAGUUACUCCGGGAGGUGGAGCCUGGCAAGAGGCAGAGAAUUGAGGAGGCGGAAAGUAACCAAGCAGUUCCGGCAUAUACGACCAGUGCUGGCUGGCUCGGCUACAAUGAGGAGAAGGUGAAGAGCCUGCUUGAGAAGAGUGUCCAGGAUGGGUACCGUUAUUUCAAACUGAAAGUUGGCGGAGACCUGGACAUGGAUAAACGGCGAUUGGCGAUCGCUCGGGAUGCCAUUGGAUACGACAAGGGAAAUGUUCUGAUGAUCGAUGCCAAUCAGGUGUGGUCAGUUCCCGAGGCCAUCUCUCAUAUGAAAGAACUUGCACAGUUCAAGCCGUGGUUUAUCGAAGAGCCCACUUCUCCAGACGACAUUCUAGGCCAUGCAGCCAUCCGUGAAGCCCUUCAAGACACGCCUCACGGCGCCAUUGGAGUCGCAACCGGAGAAAUGUGCCAAAAUCGUGUGAUGUUUAAACAAUUCCUCCAGUCAGGCGCUCUGUCAGUCGUCCAGCCGGAUGCAUGCCGAGUUGGCGGCGUCAACGAAUGUCUAGCCAUCCUACUACUGGCUCGUAAAUUUGGUGUCCCUGUCGUGCCCCAUUCAGGAGGCGUAGGCCUGCCGGAGUACACCCAGCAUUUGAGUACGAUCGACUAUGUGGUGAUGACGGGGAAGAAGAGUGUGCUGGAGUAUGUGGACCACUUACAUGAGCAUUUCGAAUAUCCGGCUCGGGUGCGGAACGGGUAUUACGUUACCCCCAUGGAGCCUGGGUAUAGUGUGCAGAUGAAGGCACAUAGCAUGGAAAAAUACUCCUUUCCGGGGGAAGAUGGAAAGAGCUGGUGGAGAUCUGAAGAGGCGAAGCCAGUCUUGCAGCGUGCUCGUGUGGUUUGA